Lampris incognitus (smalleye Pacific opah) is the source of this 3047-nucleotide messenger RNA. RefSeq names its product zinc finger, FYVE domain containing 19 (gene zfyve19). Lineage: Eukaryota; Metazoa; Chordata; Actinopteri; Lampriformes; Lampridae. Gene Ontology annotation, biological process: mitotic cytokinesis checkpoint signaling; abscission. Gene Ontology annotation, molecular function: phosphatidylinositol-3-phosphate binding; metal ion binding. The record is from RefSeq and is a predicted model, not a curated record. Gene Ontology annotation, cellular component: centrosome; cleavage furrow; midbody. The coding region runs from base 124 to 1410 and encodes 428 amino acids. The transcript is spliced from 11 exons.
GUACAUGGAUCAAAGCUCUAACAAGGCGUUAUACUAGUAUUUGUUAAUUUGUUAUGUUAAAGUGAUUAAGUAUUUAAUGGUAAGGAUCAGCAAAAUCUCACACGAGCUCCUACUUAUAUCGGUAUGGACAACCGUUGUUACUGUUGCGCAUCAAAGUUCAGCCUGUUCAAGAAGGAGUUGGGUUGUAAAAGCUGCGGGCGUUCCUUCUGCUCGGGCUGUCUGAACUUCAGUAUUGUGGUGCCUCGGUGUGGCAACACUCAGCAGAAGGUUUGCAAGCAGUGUUAUGGCAAUCUCUCAAGCGGGAACUCUUCAAGAAAUGAUGGCCGGUGGUCUCCUCCAGAAAACUACAAAAAACGGGUUGCUGCGGUUGAAGCUAAACAACAGGGGGGAACGAUACAGCCUCUUGCAUACGGAGGCAGUAGAAAUAUCAAACCAGGCCUUAUAUCAUCCAAAGGCCUGAGCAAGGAAGACCAGGCCAUUGCUGAAAGACUUCAGAAAUUAAAAGAGGACACGAAACCAAAGUCUGUCCCAUCUGAGAGGGAUAUAGAGUCUCGUCUUGCUGCUUUGAAAGCUCCCAUCCAUCCUGUCCCUUCUAUAGGGGAUAUGGAAGACCGUCUGGCAGCCCUGCAGGGUAGACCUCCAUCUUCCCAAGCCCCCCGACCUGUAUACCAGCCCCCAGAUAAUAGCACCCAGACAGAGCAGGCGAAUAAUCUGUUAACUCAGAUUACAGAGGAAGUUGCCAUUGAUGACCAACGAUCAUAUCCUCAAGGUAUGGAUGGCCCUAUGAAUGACCUGAACAAGGGAGAGGAUGCCAUGCUGGAGGAGAAUUUAAAGGAGGGCCAGGAGGCUUUCCAGCAGCUGGAGGCCGAGAAGAUCCAUCUGCUGGAAGAGGCCAUGAAAGAGCUGAGGCAGGAACACUGCACCCAAGAUCAAGUCCUACAGAUGGCCAAGAGACUGGCACAGCUCAAGGGGCAGGACCCUGAGAAGGUCACUAUGGAGGAUAUUCAGCAUCCUGACAGUGAUGAGGAGACGGAAGAAGAUGCUGUAAAGAGAGUAUUAAAGCAGCUCUCAGAAGAGGCUGCAUUAGAUGAAGCCUGUGGUUACAACAUCCCUCUAGAGCACAGUGGCCCAAAGAACGUAGAAAAGAAGGCGAGAGCAAAGAAAUUGGUCCCUGCUGAAGUGCCCAAGACCAGGAUUCCACCAGCUGCAACAGAAAGGCAGCUAUCAGAUAGCGAUGAGGAUGAACUACCUUGGUGUUGCAUCUGUAAUCAGGAUGCCACCCUUCGUUGUUACACCUGUGAUGGAGACCUUUACUGCAACCACUGCUUCAGGGAAGGCCAUGAUAAAUAUGACAGGAAAGAGCAUCGUACCACUAACUACACUGCACCUAAGAAGAAGCGGAAGACAUGACAGAAAGACUGCAUUCAUUGGCCUGACCAAGUCAAGUCAUGUUCACUUGCCACUGAUGGACCUUUGUUUCAGCCUUCACUGAAUUCAGAUUUAAAGUCAACCUUUUGUUUAAAACAGAUUAGACUCCUUAAUAGUCAUAUCCUGGGUAAUCUCUUAAAUGUGGCUCUAAAUUGGUGUUUAUUGACCAGAAGGCUAAGCAAAUGCUUUUUAAAUUAGGUAAUGGAGAUAUGAAUAAACAAAUGAAGCUGCCUGAAGUAACAAUAGCUUAGAAUACAGACCUAUUCAAGCCAAUAACCAGGUAAUGUAGUUCGAUGUGUAUGCUCUUAUUGUAGAAUAACAUGAUAGAUAUGAUUGUCUGUUCUGACAAGUUUUAAUGUAGUUGUAAUGUAAUAUUAAGUACAAAACCUUAAAUAUGGUAAUUUUAUUGUUAUUUUUUCUGUAAUGCAUGGAAUAGACAAAAAAAAAACAACCUGAAGAGGCUACUGGGCCAUGUUUUGAAUGCACUUUAGCAAUACUGCAUAGGUACUAAAAUAGUGUACUCGAUUAUGUCUGUUCCAACUGAGAAAUAUUUUCUUUUUUUGCAAUUGUUCUACUCCCCACAGAAAACAGUAGUGCACAUUUGAUUAUUUGUCAGUUGUAAUUUUCAAAAUUUGAUUUUUAAAUGUGCCAUGGGACACACCUCAUCAUGCAGUCCCAAACGACUGUCAGCUCGUGACUGGAGAAUGGCAGAAGAGCCAUUGUGAAAAAAAAGAUUACUGAGGGCUUUGUUUUCCUUUGGCAGGCAGAGCAGUCUCUGUUGUAAUCGGUCUUUGGUUGAAUCUGGAACAUGACUACUGCCUUUCCUGUCCUAGUGUGUAAUGUUAUUCUUAAGGAUGUGGAAGUUGUGUCAUUUGUAAGACGGCUUUGAAGGAAUGUGACUUUGUUCCUUUUUUUUCUACUCUUAAUUUUUUCCAACCAUUUAGUCCUUUCAUUAUUCACUGAGAUUAUACAAAAAUGGCACACUCAGGGAGCUUUCAUCAAAAGUGAGCUCCCGCAACAUGGAUGGCCUCAAUGUCAGGGCGGCAAGAGUGGAAGAGAGGUGAACCAAGCAAAUUGCUGUAAUGGAGCCCUUAGCCAAACGGCCUCGUGUGUAUGACAUAUAAAGGGCCAGUGUGCAGUUUCAUCAGUGUGCAUUAGUGUCUAGCAAGCAUAGAAGAGGCCUUAAUUACCACCUCCUCCAGGGGCUUGCUCCAUUAAAGCCCAUAUGGAGAGUGUUACUGUGUUUGCCAUGCUUGCCUAUGUUGUACACUGACCACAGACAGGAAAUGGAUCUGGAUAAUGGAUGCAUAGUUAAUGGACCACCUUCUUGUCUUUGAGUUCACUGUAUUUACUCCUACCCCCACAUGCAAAUGUCUUCUGGGUUUCCAUCACCCUGCUUUUUAUUUUUUUAAUUUUUUUAAGGUUGACACCAGAACAUGGACCUAGGCAGUUGUCUACAGGAGAACAGAUUUAAUGAAUUGUUACACUAAACGCCAUCCUGUAUUAAGGCCUUGGGGCUGUAGGACACAGCAGUGAUGGUAAUACUGUCCUAUUCCUGCUGACAUGUCUUCAUCCUAUAAAGAAGUGAACCAGUGUCUUAAAUAAAUAAAAAUAAUCUG